AACUAAAUACUCUCCACUCGAUCACACACAGCAGCAACAAAAAGAAACAAAAAACUGUCUUCUUAAUCAUCAUCGUUCGUUAUGUUGAACUACCACUACUACGCUGCAACUUCUUCUUCUUCUUCAUUCAAUUGCCAAAACAUUCGAUUCACACCCCCUCAUAUUUCUUCCGGUUACACUUCCCAUCCCUCACUUUCUUUUCAAUAUCAUCAUCACCACCUCCAACAAACUAUUACUACUUUAUCGAAUGUUGUUUAUAAGUAUCAUAAUAAAACCCAUUUCAAUAUCUCCCCAAAAACCAAGGGACUCAAGGUGAGGUGUUCACAAAGUGAGCCAUUAAAGGUUAUGAUAUCAGGGGCACCUGCAUCAGGCAAAGGGACUCAAUGUGAGAUGAUUGUUCAAAAGUUUGGAUUGGUGCACAUAUCAACUGGAGAUUUACUUAGAAGUGAAGUGGCAGCAGGUUCUGAAGUUGGAAACCAAGCAAAAGAGUACAUGAAUUCCGGACGCCUUGUUCCAGAUGAAGUUGUCACAGCUAUGGUAAUUGGGAGACUAUCCCGAGAAGAUGCAAAAGAAAAGGGAUGGCUUUUAGAUGGUUUUCCGCGAAGUUUUGCCCAAGCACAAUCAUUGGAGAAAAUGAAGAUCAGACCCGACGUGUUCAUUCUUCUAGAUGUCCCUGAUGAAAUUCUAAUCGACAGAUGUGUUGGUAGAAGGUUGGAUCCUGAAACAGGAAAGAUUUACCAUAUUAAGAACUUCCCUCCGGAAACUGAGGAAGUCAAAGCAAGACUCAUAACUCGGCCUGACGACACAGAAGAAAAGGUGAAAUCACGUCUGCAAAUUUAUAAGCAGAAUGUGGAAGCAAUAUUAUCCACGUAUUCUGACCUUUUAACGAAGAUUGACGGAAACCGUUCCAAAGAUGUAAUUUUUGGUGAAAUGAGCUCUUUGCUUUUGCAAGUUCAGAAAGAAAGGGAGACGAGAAAGUCAGAAAAUGCUACUAAACUUGAUAGCCAAUUUAGCAAGUCACCUGCAACCAAGGAAAGCUGGAGAGGGAUUCCCACCAAUUUAAAUAACAUCCCUCAUUCCAGAGAAAUAAGGGAAUAUUUUUACGAUGAUGUGCUUCAAGCUACCCAAAGAGCUAUCAACGAUGGAAAAAUUCGAGUAAAGGUGGAGAUCAAUAUUCCAGAGCUGAACCCUGAACAGGAUGUAUAUCGGAUAGGUACUUUGAUGGAACUUGUUCGAGUUCUUGCUCUAUCAUUUGCCGAUGAUGGAAAGCGUGUCAAGGUUUGCGUUCAAGGAUCUAUGGGAGAAGGAGCACUUGCAGGGAUACCAUUGCAGCUUGCAGGGACACGGAAGAUUUUGGAGUUCAUGGACUGGGGUAGCGAUGGUGCAAUGGGGAACUUUAUAAACAUUGGUUCUAUAGGUGGCAAAGAGGUUGAUGAAGUAGAUGACAUCUUCAUCUUAGUGGCUCCUCAAAAUGCCAUGGGAAAUUGCAUCAUUGACGAUCUAAGGGCAAUGACUGAUGCUGCUGGCAGUCGUCCUGUCAUUCUUAUCAAUCCUAGGCUUAAGGAUUUACCGGCUUCAAGUGGUAUAAUGCAAACUAUGGGUCGAGAAAAGAGACUGGAGUAUGCUGCAUCUUUUGAAAUGUGCUACCAGUUCCGCCUUCUCUAUUUUCUAGGAACACAGUAUCCAAUUAUGGGUGCUCUGAGGAUGGCUUAUCCAUAUCGGUAUGAGUUGUUCAAGAGAGUAAAUGAGCCAUCUGGAAAGGAGAAAUAUGUCAUUUUGUCAACAUUUCCUAGUCGGCCAACUGGUGAUGAAAUAAACGAUGCAUUUGAAGGAAGAACAAGAGAUCAAGCUAAGAAGACAUCAGGGUUCUGGGGAUUCUUGAACAGCAUUCUUUCAACAUAGAAAGAUCUUGUUUGAACAAGAACAUCUACUCAAUUUUGAGAGCAGAACUUGCUCACUAAAUCUCUCUCUUCAGGCGGCAUUUGUAUAUCACGUAUAAAAUGUACAUUUCGUUUAGAUAUUGAAACUAUUUGUUACUAAAUUCUGGCAGUUUGAUCGUGUUUAAGUUCAUAAACAUUUUUCCAGUUA
Erigeron canadensis is the source of this 2088-nucleotide messenger RNA. RefSeq names its product adenylate kinase 5, chloroplastic. Gene Ontology annotation, molecular function: ATP binding; AMP kinase activity. The transcript is spliced from 18 exons. Lineage: Eukaryota; Viridiplantae; Streptophyta; Magnoliopsida; Asterales; Asteraceae. The record is from RefSeq and is a predicted model, not a curated record. Gene Ontology annotation, biological process: nucleobase-containing compound metabolic process. The coding region runs from base 82 to 1902 and encodes 606 amino acids.